This is a messenger RNA of Metschnikowia bicuspidata var. bicuspidata NRRL YB-4993, 1497 nucleotides long. RefSeq names its product snoRNA-binding rRNA-processing protein (gene UTP15). The record is from RefSeq and is a predicted model, not a curated record. NCBI's taxonomy places the organism in Eukaryota, Fungi, Ascomycota, Pichiomycetes, Serinales, Metschnikowiaceae. The coding region runs from base 1 to 1497 and encodes 498 amino acids. Gene Ontology annotation, biological process: rRNA processing; positive regulation of transcription by RNA polymerase I. The transcript has a single exon. Gene Ontology annotation, cellular component: nucleolus. Gene Ontology annotation, molecular function: protein binding.
AUGUCGUCCUCCAAGCAAAGGGUUCAGCAGGUCAAAAACCCCGUUUUGCCAGCAAAGACUACGCCGGAGCAGAAGUACUGGAAGGGAUAUGUCAAUCCGCAAUUAAUCAAAGAAAACUUUCCCAUUUCGCAUAUACAUUUCAACCCAGUUUCUCCGCAUGACUUUGCUGUAACAUCUUCCACGAGGAUCCAGGUUUUCUCGUCUAAAACCAGGCAAGUCAUCAAAACAUUCUCAAGAUUCAAAGACACCGUCUACUCAGGUGAGUACAGAUAUGACGGGAAGCUUCUUGUAGCGGCAGAUGCCCUGGGUCUAGUGUCCGUAUUCGAUGCGUACCAGCCAAGAAGUUUGUUGAUCAGUUUGAAUCCAUCGUCACAUCCCUCGCAUGUUGCAAAGUUUCAUCCUACUGUUGGCAACCAGUUGGUCACAGGCUCGGACGACCGCUCGCUUAGACUCUACGAUAUUGCGCAGACCACGUCGGGGCCCAUUGCCCAAUUUGGCGAGUCUUUCCACGGGGACUAUAUUAGAAGCGUGAAUUUCAUCCCAGGGAACCCCAACUUGCUCACCACUGGAUGUUAUGAUGGAGUCGUGAGAAUCUUCGAUACCAGACUGCUGCUGUUGGUGGCCAAGUUCAACCACGACAAUCCUGUUGAGGAUGUUCUUGCCCUUUCGCCAACGACACUAGUCUCUGCGGGGGGUCCUCAAGUCAAGGUAUGGGAUCUUUCGCGAGGAUCCAAGAUCCACGAGUUCAACAACUUCACGAAGACUGCCACGACCUUGCAUAAUACGGGCGACCGAGGAUUGCUUGUCGGUUCUUUGGACGGGCACGUGAAGAUCUUUGAUUACACCACGCCAAACUGGGACGUCAAAUUCGGCUGGAAGUUCGGUUCGGGCGGCGUUUUGUGCUCUGCGGUGUCUCCGAACUUCAAGCAUUUUGCCACCGGAUUGACCUCUGGAUUGCUCUCGAUCAGAACGAGAAAAAUGGAGCCGAAGAGCAUUAACGAAAAGCAGGCAAAGAGCAGCGCGUAUGCGAGAAUUGUCAAGGGAGCAGACUACUUGGGAACCGAGGAACAUCGUGUCAUUCAGUCCAGCAGUGCACGGUCGAAGAAACUCAAACAAUUCGAGAGACACUUGAACGCUUUCAAGUGGUCCGAGGCCCUAGAUAGCGCGGUGUCGACUGGCUUACCAUCCGAGCAGACGGUGACGCUUUUGAACGAGCUCAAGAAGAGAGGAAAGGUCCGGAUUUCGUUGCACGGCAGGGACGAGAUUUCACUCAUGCCGAUUCUUCUGUGGCUCACGAAAAACUUGGACGACGUGCGGUCCUUCAACAUAAUCUGUGACUUCAUUGCAGUGAUUCUCGAAAUGUACGGCAGUCUCGUUGACAAGAGCGUGGCGCUCGAAGAGGCGUUUGGCAGCUUGGCCAAGAGAGUCAACAUGGAGGUGAAGAAGUGCAAGGAGGCCAACGAAAUCAGUGGUAUGUUGGAGUUGUUGGCGGUCUAG